GCGGCAUGGUCCUCGUUCUUUAUAACUCUUGGGUCACUUUCUACAAAUUUCUAUCAUGGUACCUUUGUAGUUUAAAGUAGCUAGCGUCUGCAUUCACUCCACCUUCCUUUCUCCUUCCUUCUCUUGAAGCAUAUCUUCCUCACUUCCAUAAGAGAUACCAGUCCCUCUUGGGGAUUUAUACUAGGUUUGUCCACAUUGUCAUAAAUAUAUCUGAACGAGUUAGCCAGAAUGUCCAGCAGAAGGUCAAGGCAGUCUGGGUCUUCGAGGAUCAGCGAUGAUCAGAUCAUUGAUCUGGUGUCCAAGUUGCGCGAACUUCUUCCUGAGAUCCGCGAUCGUCGACGCUCCGAUAAGGUACCGGCCUCGAAGGUGUUGCAAGAGACCUGCAACUACAUAAAGAACUUGCACAAGGAGGUGGACGACCUCAGCUCGCGACUCUCCCAGCUCUUGUCCACCAUCGAUCCUGAUAGUCCUGAGGCCGCCAUCAUUAGGAGCUUAAUAUAAACUCUCGUAAUUGAUGUUAUCAUAUAGAGCCCUUCGUGUACUGAACCAGCUUGUGUUCUGCUUCCAUCUAGCUUCGUUUUCCUUCAAUUUUUCUUUUCCCUUUGGGUGAUUUUCAUAUCCCUAGAAUCAAAACAAGGGCUAGCAUGUAAGUAGAUAUCGUCUCUCCUGUACGGACGUACAGUGCAGUGUAAUUAGGCGUCGAGUAUAUAAUAAAAUGCACUUGCAUGCA
Messenger RNA from Syzygium oleosum, 730 nucleotides. RefSeq names its product transcription factor PRE5-like. The transcript has 2 exons. Lineage: Eukaryota; Viridiplantae; Streptophyta; Magnoliopsida; Myrtales; Myrtaceae. The record is from RefSeq and is a predicted model, not a curated record. Gene Ontology annotation, biological process: regulation of growth; regulation of DNA-templated transcription. The coding region runs from base 229 to 501 and encodes 90 amino acids. Gene Ontology annotation, molecular function: protein dimerization activity.